ACAGAGGGUGGGUGGGAGGGAGGGAGGACGGGCGCGGGGGGCAACCCAGCGCGAUCUCCGGAGCAGGCCGGCGGGGGGCCAUGAGGAUCCGGAAGCGCACCCCGGCCAGGGCCGCCGACCCGGGGCCCGCGACGGCGCUCUCCGCCUCGCCGCCGAGUUCCCAGCCACUGCUGCACCACCCCAAGGAGAGAUCCCGCGAGGAGGACGAGACGGACGAGAAGCGGGUGAUCCUGGUCGCCGGGGUCCGAGUCCAGGAAGAAGAGGGCGACCGGGUCCCCGCCGCCGCCGCGUCCAACGAUAGCGCGAUGGACGACGACGUGCCCAAGCCGCAGCCGCAGCCGCAGGGCGCCCGGUGCAGCCGGAACGACGGCAAGCGGUGGCGCUGCAAGGGCGCGGCGGUGCCGGGGUACCUGUUCUGCGACCGCCACAUCGCGUGGUCUUCACGCAAGCGCAAGCCCAGGCCCAGGAAGCACGAGCAGCAGCAGCACGGCAGCGGCGGCCUGGGACCCCCUACCGCGAAGGGCGAUGUGGCGUCGGCAGAGGAGGAUACGCCUGAGCUGGGGCACGACGGCGGGUUCCAGAAGCGGGCGAAGGGCGGCGAGACCUGGCCAGCGGCCUGAAGGCCGUGCUCUGCUCUGCUCAGGAAACCUCUGCUUGCUCCAACUGAUUGAUACGACGACCGCGCGUAGCUGCAUCAGCAUUUCGCGUCGCGUCCAAAUCCUUCUCGUUUUUGAUGCUGUGAUGCUGAUAUACUCCAUACUCGUAGUAGUGCUAGUGUUCAUCUGACGGCAGACGAUUGGAACCAGGGCGAAUGCCGUGAUGCCUUUCCAGGGAGAAUCCAGGAUCUGAUGCGAAAGCAGACAAUGGGAAUGGGGGAAUUGAUCAUUGGCCGUGCCUCGUUCUUCUCGAGGUUUUUUCUAA
This is a messenger RNA of Setaria italica (foxtail millet), 921 nucleotides long. RefSeq lists its product as uncharacterized. Bases 81 to 620 code for a protein of 179 amino acids. The transcript has 3 exons. Lineage: Eukaryota; Viridiplantae; Streptophyta; Magnoliopsida; Poales; Poaceae. The record is from RefSeq and is a predicted model, not a curated record.